UGUAUCCUCACGUUAAAAAUGGCGAAAAGCAAGUUUGAGUAUGUGAAACACUUUGAGAUUGACGAUCGUUGUUUGAAAAACUGUUGGAUUAUUGUGAGAAUAGACGGAAAAGGAUUUCAUAGAUUCUGUGAUGCUCACGAUUUCGAAAAACCCAACGAUAAACGUUGCUUAGAUUUAAUGACUAAAUGUGCUUUCACUGUGAUGAAUGAACUUAAGGAUAUUGUUUUAGCUUACGGGCAAAGUGAUGAAUACAGCUUCGCGUUUAAAAGAACUACUGACAUAUAUAAUAGAAGGCAAAGCAAAUUAGUUACAAAUGUUUGUAGUUUGUUUUCAUCAUCGUUUGUAUACUAUUGGCGGGAAUUUUUUCCCGACAUCGAGAUGAAAUAUCCUCCCAGUUUCGAUGGAAGAGUCGUCCUCUAUCCUACCGAUAAGAAUUUACGUGAUUAUUUCAGUUGGAGACAAGCGGACUGUCAUAUUAAUAAUCUCUACAAUACUGUAUUUUGGACGUUGAUACAAAAGGGUGGCUUAACUGCACAACAGGCUGAACAGCGAUUAAGUGGUACGGUGUCAUCCGAUAAAAAUGAGAUCUUAUUUUCGGAGUUUAACACAAAUUAUAAUAAUUUACCCGAGUUGUAUAGAAAAGGAACGGUUAUUGUUAGAGAAAAAUUAAAAAAUGGAAAUAAUAAGAAGUCCAGUAUAUUGGUAUCAUCACAUGUUGAUAUUAUCGAUAAAAAAUUCUGGAUAGAAAAUGUAAAUAAUUUGGAAAUUGAAGUAUAAAAAUUUCUUCCUUUUCUUGUUGAAUACCAAAAUUUUAUUUUUAAAUUAAAAAUCAAAAAUCCUUUUAGAGUAAAAUCAAUUUAUGAAAUCAACAUAGCAGCUUUGUAUUUUCAAAAUUAAUGCCAUCAUUUUGUCUUUUAUCAUCAAAAAGUAAAAUUGAUACUAUAAUAGGCUUCUUAUGUAGCCUUGGUAUAUACUUGUGAGCACUAUGUUGGCCUCUUUAUUCCUAUACUGUACUUAUUGUACUGUUAGUGGAUACAAAAUCAGCCUUAGAAAAUCAGUUUGUUUUCCCAAAAAAGUAUGCAUUUCAGAAGUGUCAAUUUCAUAAAUAUUUGUAAAAUAAAGCUGAUGAAGAACUUAAGGUCCAAAAGUCAUACUUUUUUGGGUAAAUAAACUGAUUUUUCUAAAGCUGAUCUUAGAUCCAGUGAUGGUGUAAUAAGUCUAGGAAUAAAGAGGCCAAUGUAGUGUUUGCAAGUAUAUAAGUAAAAUUGAGUAAUAUUUCCAAUUGUACUUUUCAAGUUUGAUAGUUUAUAUACAAAUAGCUGAUUUGAUAGAUGAAAUGACUUGAUCACUCAUCUUGCUGCUUGAGGCAAAGUGUUUAAAAGGAUAAAAAAUAAUAAGCUGAAUAGAAUAGUCAUACUAACCUUGUACAGCUUUGCAGUUAAUUUUAGAAACAUAACACUGUUUUUGAUCCACCCUAGGACCUUCAGGUGUUCUAUAAAAAUUUUUCUGGUGCGAUCUGAGUUUGAUUUAGCCUCUUGAUUCCAAAUGUCUUGGAAUGUUUAAAAUCAGAAGCUAAAUUGAAUCUUGGAACGUUUAAAAUUAGAGACUAAAUCGAACUCGGAUUGUACCAGAAAAAUUUUUAUAGAACACCUGAAGGUGGUCCUAGGGUGGAUCGAAAACAGUAGUGUUACAUUUCUAAAAUUAACUGCAAAGCUAUACAAGGUUAGUGCAAUGUAUUAGUAUUUAUUAUCACUUUGUCCGAUGGAUUUGAAUAGUCACAUAAAUGUAUGAACUGUAAAGUACAAGAGUACCAGAGUUAGAAGUGCUCUCUGUUGUAACCUGUUCAGGGCAAAAAUGUUUUUUACUCAAGCAUAGGUUGGCACUGUAUACAAAGUCAAUGGAGUUAGUAAAAUGCCAUUUAGAUUGUAUAUAAAUUAAUUGUUAUAAUUCUAGCCUAGUCUACUGGCAAGAAUUCAG
This is a messenger RNA of Centruroides sculpturatus (bark scorpion), 1977 nucleotides long. RefSeq names its product probable tRNA(His) guanylyltransferase (gene THG). Gene Ontology annotation, molecular function: tRNA guanylyltransferase activity; magnesium ion binding. Bases 19 to 777 code for a protein of 252 amino acids. The transcript has a single exon. The record is from RefSeq and is a predicted model, not a curated record. Lineage: Eukaryota; Metazoa; Arthropoda; Arachnida; Scorpiones; Buthidae. Gene Ontology annotation, biological process: tRNA modification.